Messenger RNA from Haliotis rufescens (red abalone), 7262 nucleotides. RefSeq names its product rab11 family-interacting protein 1-like. Gene Ontology annotation, biological process: regulated exocytosis. Gene Ontology annotation, cellular component: intracellular membrane-bounded organelle. The record is from RefSeq and is a predicted model, not a curated record. The coding region runs from base 147 to 1964 and encodes 605 amino acids. Lineage: Eukaryota; Metazoa; Mollusca; Gastropoda; Lepetellida; Haliotidae. The transcript has 12 exons. Gene Ontology annotation, molecular function: small GTPase binding.
GCUGUUUCGUGAUGGGCAAAGAUGAAGCGGACACUUGUUGAUAGAAGUCACACCUGAGUCUCAAAACGGGCAGGGAAUAUUUGUGUUUGUGUUAUCAACACUCCAAGAGUCUCUGUGAGAUGUGUUGAUUCCAAGUAGCAGGGAGGAUGUGGAACCCAUCACAUGUUCAGUUUACUGUUCUUAGAGCACGGAAUCUGAUCAGCAAAGGAAAAGGAGGUAACAAUGAUGUGUUUGUCACCAUACAGCUGGGAAAGGAGAAGUAUCAGACAUCCACCAUCAAGAACGCUCACAACCCAGAGUGGUUCGAGGAAUGUGAUCUUCCCAUCCCGCACAUGCACUCUGAGAUUGAGGUGAACAUCUACCACCGAGGGGUCCUGUCUGAUGACUUCCUGGGGUACGCCUCCAUCCCCAUGUGGGACCACAAGGUCGGAGAGAGGCCCAAGAGUCAAUGGGUGACGUUGAAGAACAAGCCAUCUAAGGGUCAGGACAACAAGUUGCGAGGGGAACUAGAGGUCAAGCUGACCUUUCACGUGGAGAGUCGGACGACCACGGGACCAGGACUUAAGAAACGGUCGUCUUCAAUACGGAACCUGGCCAAUGCCGUGGGUGACAAGUUAGGUCUGUCAAGAAGCAGAUCUUUUCGAGAAAACAGAAAAGACCCAGAAGGAAGCAAAUCUGAUCGUCGUCAAUGGCGACCAGGAACCGAUCCCCUUUUUGAGGAAAAUAAGGAGGCCAACUCUGCGUACCUGCGUCGGACGUCUAGCUCGCACCCUAACCUUCGCCAUGUCGGACAAUCACCCAGCAAUAAUUUCCCAGCGCUCGAUGUCGAGCGAUCUAGCUGGACACCUAACGAUCAGUCCGGGGAGUCGCUGUCUCGGAGCUACAGCAUGUCGGCAGCCUACAUCAAAUCCAUGUCCUUGGACCGUGGCAGCCGCAACAUCAACAACAACCACACCCACUCCCAGGAUUUUGUACAGGCCACAGACACCCCACCGGCAGCUCUGUACUUGCCGGGAAACAGAAGAAGCUGUGUGGAGUUCUCCCACUACACUCUCCCACCACCUCCGUACAACCCACAGCAAGUGUCCCAGGACGAUACAGCCAUAAUAAUGCAUGGCCCCAUGCGUACCCUUGCCCCUCGAACACAGCUGGGUUCUACCUCCUCGUACGUGGAAGCCAUCAAGAAACGCGAACGAUCGUUGUACGAGAGUAUUAAGGAACGAACUGAACCUGAGGAGUCGUCCUCGUCAGAUGAGGUCGAUGCUGGUUUGGCCCGAGCCAGACCACGGCGACUUUUUCUCCGGGACCUUAAUCGGGAAAACGAUGCGGAUGUGGAGAGUAUGAGUGAAGUGCCAGUGAAACAGGGGGUGAUGCAGAACGGGACUGGGGAAUCAGGGGAGACAACUUCGGGCCCUAGUGUAGGGAAUACUGGAGAUUCGGUUGCUGAAAAUGGUCACAGAGAUUCACGCCCGGAAGGGAUGCCUAAUGGGCAUACACGGCAGGAAUACGAUCAGCACCAUCCCUCUAAUAGCAGGAAAGUUGUGUCGGUCAGAGAUGACCUGUCCAAAACCGUGCAGUCUCUGAGGAGGGAGAAUAGUCAGGGGGAGGUUGCCCUCAGAAAGAAGUCCAAGAAAGACAGGAUCAGGAAACUCAAUAAACAAGGCCGGCGGUACACAGUGCAAGGCCUGGACUUCCGGCCCCCGGGGCUGUAUGAUGACAGCUUCUCCGACAUGAGCGACUCCACCAAACACAACACCCCCAACAUCGCCCACGAGGACCUCAUGGCCAUGUACAGAAACCUCACCAAAGACGAACUUGUCCAUAUAGUCAUCCAGAACAAAGCACAGAUGAUUCGUAAAGAUCGCUACAUCGGUGACCUUGAGAACUACAUCGAUGACCUUCUUGUCCGUGUGAUGGAGACCCAGCCACGACUGUUACACCGAGCACGCCCACCCCGACGUUAACUGCCAUGCUAACUGCCAUAUCAAACUAACACUGCUCUACCAUACGAUAUCAUGAACAUAGUAAUAUGGGAAGAAGAAUAUCUGUGUUUUGACACAGAGUUUGUUGUGAAUGUGAAGACACUAAUACAGUUUACGGGAUAUAAAUUUUAUGUAAGACUUUUUUAAAAUAUCAAAAAGGAUUGAUGCAUCAGCCAAUGAGUUAUGGUAUAAUCUGAGAUGUGGAACACCAAGGUGAAAACAGUUCCAUGAUGAACCGGUGCUCUGCGAUAUUAAUGUCUACUAUAUGAUACACAAUUUGCUUAACUCUGUAUUGGUGCAAACAAUUUCAUAAAUUGUUCCAGUUACCUGUAAAACGUUGCCAGGUUACCUUUAUUCUGUUACGUCAAAAUAAGAAUGUUAUUGUCAUGGGUACUCCUAAAUGGUGCAUUGUAACACAUAUAGUGUCGUGAAAAAUGUAUUGCAAUUCAUCUACCCUGUUUGGGUGUAUGUAUUUUCAUCACCAUCUUCCCGAGACUAGUGCCUUAACUGACUAUAAAAGUCCAGUUUCCACCCUUGCCGAACUUGGCUGGAAAUUCCAGGCUCAAUCAUAGUGCCACCAGUGGCUAUUACAAGUUUUGUCACUUCUGUGUCCCUCCUAUUGACCAAUCAGAUUCCAUCACUUGCAUUGUAUCAAACAAAAUGGUGGCACCCUGUCCAGGCAAUCUGUUGGAUAAUCAAGGUCUAUAUUGUGAAAAAAAGAGGCUUACCGUACGAAGUUUAAGAUUAAAAACAUGAAUUGAUUUGCAAAAUAUCUGUCAUCUCCCAGCACUCAGUAAACAUGCUUUGCAAAUCCUGCAGUCGACCAAAAUCUGCAUGUUGAAAUCCAUGUUGUUCACGAACCGGAUGUCUAGUUAAUUUCGAAAUUUUGAUUGGUCUAUGCAUUGACCCGUUAGUCCAACCAAACUGUAACUCCAGAAUUCCAGCCUAGUUCAGCAAGGGUGGAAACUGGACUAUUACAGUCAGUUAAUGCCCUUGCUUCAGGAAGAUGUCUCAUCACUGACUAUUCAGAACAUAUGUACACAGAGGGCAUGAAAACUAACCUCCAACUGUAUUUUGUGUCAGUGAUGCUCAUGUGUCAUUAGUCAUUCCGUUACAAGAAAAAAAUUCACAUUACCUGAAAAAAAGAAAGAAGGUGUCAUAAUAAUGACCAAUGUGUUAGUGCUCCAUUAGAAGUCUCCCUCACAUCCACAUGAGGAUAGGAUUGUUUAAAAGUUGGGUGUCCUGAGAUCCUUUGCUGCUCUGGUGUUUUAACCAAGAGACCCUAUGUUUUAACGUUUACUACUAGGGUGAUGACAAGUGUCCCUCAAUUUUGUCCUGGCGCAUUUGUGUUGCGAAUGAACCCUAUGUGGAUUCCAGAUAAAAAUUUGUCCCUAGAAACAUUUGCUGGUGAUUGACAUCAGGACCUCUGUUUUAAUAUCAAUCUUUGGUUUGUCUGUGUCCAGAGAAAUAGAUGGAAAAUUAAGUUAAUCUGUUGAAUACCAAAUAAGAAUAUCGACUGGCUCAUCAGCUAGCCAUGAACCAAGGGACAAGUGGAUGAGUCAGUCAGGACCCGUUAUUUCGAAGUACGUGUACAGGGAACAUCCUGUAACCUGCUGUAAACCAGUGCUGAACAAGUGAACCCAAUCUCGGGAUUUACUUUCAUAAACAUUCCAAGAGAACAAAUAUCACUUUUUAUGUUUUUAUGUGUUUUUUCUCAACGACCACAUCCCAGUAAGGAAGGAAGGCCAAUGCUCACAUUAAGUCAGACAUUAUAUAUAUCAUGCAUGAUACAUAUUUUUGUAUAUGUUUACGGUGUCCUGUGUUGUCCACAAGACCUAGGUCAUUGUGGCCUCUACAGCCCUGAGUGUCGUGUGUUGUCAACAAGACCGAGGUCAUUGUGGCCUCUACAGCCCUGAGUGUCGUGUGUUGUCAACAAGACCGAGGUCAUUGUGGCCUCUACAGCCCUGAGUGUCGUGUGUUGUCAACAAGACCGAGGUCAUUGUGGCCUCUACAGCCCUGAGUGUCCUGUGUUGUCAACAAGACUGAGGUCAUUUUGGCCUCUACAGCCCUGAGUGUCCUGUGUUGUCAACAAGACCGAGGUCAUUGUGACCUCUACAGCCCUGAGUGUCUUGUGUUGUCAACAAGACCGAGGUCAUUGUGACCUCUACAGCCCUGAGUGUCGUGUGUUGGUCAGUGCUAACUAGUGUGUUACAGUCUCACCCUCAGACUCAUGAUUCAGCAUUUUACAUUACAUGUGGAUAUGAAUUGAAUUUUAUUCAUCAAGCACUUUCUUUUUAAUUGCAUUUUUUAAUUACUUUUUUUUAAUUAGGUCGAUACAAAGUCUUAUGAUUCUGUUUGUUUUGUUUGGCCAAAAGCACAAUCUAAGGCCGUAGUUAACUUUUUUUUACCCCAACUUGAUUCAAAUAAACUGUUUUCUAUAAAAAAUCUAGGGGGGCAACUGCCCCCCCCCCCCCCCCCCCCCCCCCAGGCUGGCUAUGGCACUGCAAUGUAGUGUGAUUACAUUUUUAUUCUUUUUUCUUUGUGUGUGUAUGUGUUUUAGGGGAAGGGGGUGGCAAGAUAGCAUAAUAGCUUUAUAUUACUAUUGCACCUGGGGUUGGCACAUUAGAGUUACAUAUUGAAAACAAGCCAGAUCCUGUGGUCAAAAUUUAUUUAUUUUAUUAUUAUUAAAUUGGUUUUGGAAAGAAACAAAUCUGAAAAACAAGUAACUGCAAAAGAAGGCCUCAGUUAUGAAAUGAACUUUUGGAUAAUUGUUCACUGUUCGUAAGGAAUAUCCACACUCCAUGGCAAAUGGUGAUGGUGAGAAAAGCACAGGAGCUUGCUGCAUGUCGGGUGAUGGAAAACUACAGUAAAGCUUGGUUAUGUGGGUGUGUUGUCUGUACAUCAGGGAAGGGAAAAACACAUACCAAAUAAUACACCUGUGGUGCACAGUAUGUCGAAACUUAGAAACCUAGCUGAAAGGGCAAUGGAAUUAAAGAGGGGUUAUAGUCCAACUUACAGGCCUACAAGUAAUCUGACAGUUACUGAUGAACCCCCACAGAGACAGUGUUGCAGCCUCACACCUGCCACUAGAACUAAUCACAUUUUGCCAUAGGACUGUGGUGUGGUUGCUAAAUGUAUGGAUUGACUGAUGUAAUGGCUGGAGGUGGGAUGCUCUGUCAUAGCGGCCUGAGCUUUAUAUGUUUUGGCCAAGACAGAAAAAUAUUUUGUGACAUGUAGUUUUAUUACGACCAGGGUAACAAUAUAUGUUGACGUCAAAUAGACUAAAUUAGGCCAUGUUUUGGUUUUAUGGAAGAGUGAAGCAAGUCUUUUUUAUUUUUUUACCAAGAUGUAGUUUGUUGGGGUAAUAAUUUCACAUUCUCCCUGAGAUUGAUUCAUAGAUAGUUUAGAAGCUUCUACAGAUGAAGGGGGCACAGGUAGGGCUAGCUAUCUUAAGGCCUACAAUUUGCUGUGCAGAGUUAUGUCCCUUUGGUGUGCAAGAAUCCUGUGAUCAGGGGUUUCAGACCUAUAUUCACCUCGUUUAUGAUUAUUGGCUUCUUAACACGGUCGGGUAGCCUGUUAGUUAAAGCGUUCACUCAUCACGCCGAAGACCCGGGUUCGAUUCCCGACAUGGGUACAAUGUAUGAAGCUCAUUUCUGGUGUCCCCGGCUGUGAUAUUGCUGGAAUAUUGUUAAAAGCGGCGUAAAACCAUACUCACUUGCACCAAUGCUGUAAAUGGCCAAGACCAUCUGUUUGAGGUUUACGCUCAAACUUUGUUGACACACCACGAUAUAACCCAGAGUUGGAGUAUGUAUUCCUGAAUAUGUUGAAGUACCUAAAAUGUGCCUUCCAAAACAACAGAUGUUUUUUUAUCUGGUAAACAAUCAUGAUGCAUAAUCAGGACUUUGACAUUCCACAUGUAAGUGUGCCUUCCGUGAACAUUUAUUUUGCAAAUUGUCAUUUUUUGUGUGGAUUUAUGUACAGAUAUUAUUUUUGAUUUAUAUUUUGUGGUCAUUCGGCAAGAGCCAGUAACAUCAUACAAACCAAAGUCAGAUAUUUCUGUGAGCUAUUUGAAUGUCUGUGUAUUGUGUUGCUGUAAUGUCAAGGUCAAGGUCAAGGUCAUGGACUAUUGACCCAUAUAGAUAGAAAAUACUCAAGACUACCUUUUCAUUUACUGGUUGUAAAUAGUCAUCAGUUUCAAAUCACCCCAUUUGUGAAAACUGUGUGAUUUUCUUUCAUUCAUGGUGUCCAAUGUGAAUAGAUAUUUUUUGAGUGAAACAAUGUGAUUUCCUGUGAGGUUGAUACAGCAACUGAUAUCUGUGUAUUAGUCUUGCCAUGUUUAUAAGUUUGAUAGACAAGGAAUAUCUGAUCUCACAACAUCAUAAUGAGUGCCAUAUAGAUGUUUAGAUAGAACACCGGUUUUGAUAAUUUGUUCUUUAUUUCGUAGUCCAUACUCUCUACAAUUGUAAAGGAAUAGUCACUUAUUACGUACUGGUAUUCAAAAGCUCCUGUUCUUAAUCCCAAUGUAUGAGAUAAGCUAGUCCUAUUUAUAGCAAUACGUAUGGAGGUACCUACGCAUAAUAUACAGAUAUUUGCUGGAGAAAAUUCCAUGAUCCUUUUUCAUUAAGAACCAGUGUUAAGUAUACCUUUAUACAGUAAGUAAUGUAUAUUUUGGACAGGCUCGAUGUGUAACAUAUGCAUUUGAGAUUUUUAAUGAUCUGAUUUUUUAAUUUGUAUGUUUUGACUUGUUUCUGCUUUUACUUAUUUAUUCGUCCUCUGUGCAAUCUAUCACUUGUUUAUACGACACGUUCUCUGUAUAUAUUAGUGCAGGUCCAUACAAGUUGACACAGCCCUCUUCGUUGUAUGUGUGAUAUAUUAGUGCAGGUCCAUACAAGUUGACACAGCCCUCUUCGUUGUAUGUGUGAUAUAUUAGUGCAGGUCUACACAAGUGCUUCACAACAGACCUGGUCAAUCAAUAGAGCUGCAGUUAUCUUUUAAUGGUUGUGUUAUUAUUUGUGAAGAUGGAAAUUGUCAGCUUCCAGUUUCAUAUUAAGGGGUCCUUGAAGACAGUGUUUCUACCCAUGAUGCAGUGUUCAACAUGGUUACUGUUUCUUAUGUUCAUUAAUAACAAGUAAUGAUAUUUCUUAUAUAUAUUAGGGCUAAGUCUUAUAUAUUAGGGCUGAGGCAAGUCCAAAUUUACUACCCAGGGACCCGACCCCCUCUUACCCUACCCUACCCUACCCUACCCUACCCUACCCUACCCUACCCUACCCUACCCUACCC